This is a messenger RNA of Lemur catta (Ring-tailed lemur), 1346 nucleotides long. RefSeq names its product methionine sulfoxide reductase A (gene MSRA). Gene Ontology annotation, cellular component: cytoplasm. Gene Ontology annotation, molecular function: peptide-methionine (S)-S-oxide reductase activity. The transcript is spliced from 6 exons. Gene Ontology annotation, biological process: cellular response to oxidative stress. The coding region runs from base 62 to 763 and encodes 233 amino acids. NCBI's taxonomy places the organism in Eukaryota, Metazoa, Chordata, Mammalia, Primates, Lemuridae. The record is from RefSeq and is a predicted model, not a curated record.
CCCGGGCGGUCGCCGCCCGCUCGAGCGCCCGCCCACGCGGCCCGGCCCCCGGCGCCCGCACAUGCUCUCGGCCAACAGGAGGGCCCGCCAGCUCCCCCACAGCCUCCUUCUCGUCGCCAGGAUGGGCGAGUCGGCCUCCAAGAUCGUCAGCCCCCAAGAGGCCCUGCCAGGGCGGAAGGAGCCCACCCUCGUAGCCGCCAAACACCAUGUCAAUGGCAACAGAACAGUCGAACCUUUCCCAGAGGGAACACAGAUGGCUGUAUUUGGAAUGGGCUGUUUCUGGGGAGCUGAAAGGAAAUUCUGGAUCUUGAAAGGAGUGUAUUCAACUCAAGUUGGUUUUGCAGGAGGCUAUACUUCUAAUCCUACUUAUAAAGAAGUCUGCUCAGGGAAAACUGGCCAUGCAGAAGUCGUGCGCGUCGUGUACCAGCCAGAACGCAUCAGCUUUGAGGAACUGCUCAAGGUCUUCUGGGAGAAUCACGACCCGACCCAAGGCAUGCGCCAGGGCAACGACCACGGCACGCAGUACCGCUCAGCCAUCUACGCGACCUCGGCCCAGCAGAUGGAGGUGGCCCUGCGGUCCCGGGACGACUACCAGAAGGUCCUCUCGGAGCACAGCUUCGGCCCCAUCACCACCGACAUCCGGGAGGGACAGACUUUCUUCUAUGCGGAGGACUACCACCAGCAGUACCUGAGCAAGAACCCCGACGGCUACUGCGGCCUCGGCGGCACCGGGGUGUCCUGUCCUCUGGGUACUAAAAAAUGAUGUCUCCCCACGUGCUGGGCCCUGGAGGUUCCUGCAAAAAUGCUUUCAACAAACUGGCGAUGGUUUUGUGAUUUAUAUCAGUGGCUUUUUAGAAAUGCACAAAUAGCAAAAGGCAUUUGCAAGAAUCUGGUUUAUUGAGGUAUAAUUUACAGGAGGUGCAAUGGCAAGUUGAUAAAAUGUAAUUGAUCUUGUGAUAAGUUACGGUGGCGUUGGAGUUGGGAAGUUUUCUGGAUGAUUCGGGGUCUGAAUGAAGACAGCAGACACGCUGUGUUCUCCCCUCCUGGUCUGGGUGCCCACCCUGGCUGAGCCAGGAGAUUGCUGGGCAGGAUGAGGGGUGCUUGGAGACCCUCUGUGCCCUCCUGCCCCCAGUGCCUUAGGAUUUGCAAACCUUUAUAGCCUCAGUGGCUCAUUCACUGUGACGCUUUGCUCUGUGAGCCCUGGACAUGUGUACGGGGCUGUCUGUCCCCUUUCAGCCCCCUCUGUGCAGAGGAAAGAGUUGAGUCAGCUCGAUGAAUUCUAAUGCUUCACUUACAGCUAUGGGAAAUGCUUGUUCUAAUAAAAACCUGCAGCCCGUUGAUACAAA